UAUAGCAACUAGAUACCGGUUUUCUCGGAUUCAGUCGUGUUUUGGCGCUAAUUCGCAACGGGGCAAUCGGUAGUCGUUCCCAGCAUUAUGUACCCAUUGAGAGACACUUUCACCUUCUACGAUCCAUCUUCGAAGAUCUGGAGAGGCCUGCCACGGAAAUCGAUCCUCAAUCCCAAUCAGAGUCUGGGUGAUUUGAUUUUACAGAUUCUGGAAAGAAAUGCGGGAAAGGUGGUUCAAAUAAGCGCCGAUAGUGGCGUUGAGGUGACUGGUGCCGAAAUGCGUCUCAAAACCAUCCGAAUCGCUCAGAAUCUAAUCAAAAUGGGCUAUGGUGAAUCUGAAAAAGAGGAAAUUUUUACGAUGGUGGUGCGUAACGGUGAGAACGCAGCUCCGGUGGUGUUUGCUUGUUUUGCGCUAGGGAUUCCAGUCAAUACGUUGGAUCCCACGUUUUCCCAAGAUGAUUUGAGCCAUAUGCUGGGAACGGUGAAGCCAAAGGUGAUGUUCUGUGACAACGAUGUUCUGGACAACGUCAGCGCCGCUUGUGACGCAAUAGGGAUUUCUCCUAAGAUAAUUUUGAUGUCUGAAAAUGAGAGAGGAUACGAUCAUUUGCAGACCCUAUUGGAACCAACUGGCAUCGAAGAAGUAUUCGUUCCUGUUCAAAUCAACGACCCGACGAAGCACCUCGCCGUCCUCCUGUGCUCAUCCGGAACAACCGGUCGCUCCAAAGCGGUUUGUCUGUCGCACUCCAUCUGCAUUGCCCAUCUAGCCAAUUUCUUCGAAUGCCAUCCCACGGACCGAACGCUCGCCUUCAGCACGCUCUACUGGCUGUCCGGAAUGUUUGUCCUGCUGACCAGAUCGUUUUGGGGUGCCACUCGAGUCAUCACCCGCCAACCCUUCGACGCCGAUCUUGCUGUGGACAUUAUCGAGCGCUUCGGCGUUACAGCUCCCGUGCUUCCUUCCGCGCAAGCCCUGGCCAUCGUCAACAGCCCAAAGGCGAAUGCCAACGCACUUCGGACUCUACGGUUGCCAAUCACCGGCGGUAGUGCCAUCCCAAGUUCGCUGAAGCAAUCCUUCGAAAAGCUCAUCCCCGGAAGGUUCCUGGAGAUAGUGUACGGGUUUUCGGAGAUCGCCCUGGCGGUAACGUACACCAGGAAGCAAUUCUAUCGAGAGGGUUCCGUUGGUUUCCCGACUGCUGGGACGGAGUUCAAGAUCGUCGAUGAUGACGGUCAACCGCUGGACAUCGGUCAGGAGGGAGAAAUUCUGGUCAGAUCGGAACACGUGUUCAGUGGGUACUUUGGAAAUGACGCCGCCACUAGAGAAAUCCUGGACAGUGACGGAUGGAUGCAUUCUGGAGAUAUAGGACGAUUCGAUGAGGAUGGAUACCUGUACAUAGUGGACCGCAAAAAGGACAUCAUCAAGUGCAGUGGAUAUCAGGUGUCACCGAGCGAAAUCGAGAGUGUGAUUAUGACCAUCCCAGGCGUGGCAACAUGUUGUGUGGUCGGCAUUCCGACGGAAACGUUUGAUUUGGCAACGGCUUUGGUUGUCCGGAAAGAUGCCGCAUCGCAGAUUCCUACUGGGCAACAGAUUGAGAAGAAAGUUGAACAAUCACUCGCGUGGUUCAAACACUUGAAGGGAGGGGUUUACUUUGCAUCUGAAUUACCGUUGACGCCCUCGGGGAAGGUAGUUAGACGAGCCGUGAGGGAUGUUGUAGUGCAAAUGAGAAUGAACACUAAAAAUAUGGUAAUACCCGAAGAAUGAAUCAUACUUUGGUGCCCUUCAAACUGCCAGUUCAAGACACAUUUUCGUUCAUCUAAAUUAGGCUGUAGAGGAAAAAUCAUUUUAUUAAAAAAGCAAUCAUCUUC
Molecule: messenger RNA, 1859 nt
Organism: Aedes aegypti (yellow fever mosquito)
Lineage: Eukaryota; Metazoa; Arthropoda; Insecta; Diptera; Culicidae
Product: probable 4-coumarate--CoA ligase 1
Exons: 3
Coding region: 88-1755 (555 amino acids)
Biological process (GO): fatty-acyl-CoA biosynthetic process; long-chain fatty acid metabolic process
Molecular function (GO): long-chain fatty acid-CoA ligase activity
Source: RefSeq, a predicted model, not a curated record